CCUAUCCAAGCCAUGAUCGUUAACUUUCUUAACCUAAGACUCCGAUGGAGACAGAAAUUCAUUUACAACAAAGGCAAUUAUAUGGACUUUAUCACGUCGACUUUCAAGAAAAUCAAGACAACGUCUAUGAGAACGAGUGGACAUUUCGGAUAUGCAUUAUCUCAUGAGUUGAAUGGCCACGUGCUGAAGAUUCCCUUUGAAAACGAGCGCUUCAGCUUCUACGUCAUAGUUCCCACCACCGCCGACGGCUUAGCUAAACUGGAGGGUAAGCUCGCUAGACAUAGCUUACAUCUGGAUCAAGUGUUAGAUUCGGUGGUGGCUCGGGACGUUGUAGUCGAGCUGCCGUUGUUAAGCGUCGUAGGCGGUGUCGAGCUGGAGGAACCACUGCAAAAACUGGGAAUAAAAGCCGCCUUUUCCGAUGAUGCCGACUUCACAGAGGCCACGCCCCUGAAAUGUAACAUCGGCCAGGCGGUACAUACACCUCUGAUAGAUCUCGGUUUAUCCUAUGUGACUAUCGGAACUAAUAGAUUUCAUAAUCAACCUGAAGAGGCUGACAAGGUCACUUCAACCCCGAAAACCACACUCUCAGAAAAUGUCGAUGGUAAUGACAAAAAUAAUGCCUAUGAUAAUGUCACCGAUGAUGUCAAAGAUGAUGUCAAAGGUGAUGUUGGUGAUGAUAAAAGCCCAAAGGACAGACGCUCGGCAAAUGUCGAACACGAUGCAACCCUGAAGACCAGGCGCUCGGAAAAUGUCACAGGCAAUAACACCCCGAAGAACCAAGGCUUAGAAAAGAUCAUAGGCGAUAAAGCUGAAAAACUAGUCAAAGUCAAGGCAAGCCAUCCUUUCUUGUUCUUCGUCAGAGAUGAUCUCUAUGGUGUCCUCAUCAUACAAGGUCGGAUGUUGGAACCAUUGAACAAAACUAAAUCGCCAUAG
Lymnaea stagnalis (great pond snail) is the source of this 933-nucleotide messenger RNA. The record is from the annotation of a GenBank genome assembly. NCBI's taxonomy places the organism in Eukaryota, Metazoa, Mollusca, Gastropoda, Lymnaeidae.